GGCGGAGCUACCUUUAGGCGGGAGGCUGCUUCCAUGAAUCCACCGGGGUCCCCAGGGGUCCUGGAGCAGAAUGUGGACGAGCACUUGACCACCCCGAUGCUCGGGCCCUCGGUACAUUCUGAUAACCCUCAGGAGCGGAUCCAGGCCCGGCGCCUCCGCAUCGCCGCGCGCCUGGAAGCCCGGAGGCGGGAAGCACUUGGAGAAUAUUUAGAUGGGAAGAAGGAGAGUGAGGAAGAUCAAAGCAAGAGCCACAAACAGAAAGAAGAAAGUCGAUUGUUACCACAGUCCAGUAUUAAACUAAAAGAAGAUUUCUCAGAGUUUGUUUUGGUUUUGGAUGGUGUUUCAGUGCCAGUGCCUGAGCCCCAUAUUAUAGACUCUAGAGAACCUGCCUGCUCUAUUGGAAGAAUUGAGAAACUGGAGAAUGAGGUUAAGACCAGCCAGGACAAAUUUGAUGAAAUCACUGCAAAGUGGGAGGAGGGCAAACAGAAGAGUAUUCCCCAGGACCUGUGGGACGUGCUCAACACUCAGCAGCUGCACUGUGCUGGGCUGAUAGAAGACAAAAACAAGCUUAUCAGCGAGUUACAGCAGGAGUUAAAAACAAAGGAUGACCAGUAUGUGAAGGAUUUGAAGAAACAGUCAGAUGACAUCUGCCUGCUUCUGGAGAGGAUGGAGGAACAAGUGAAGAAUGUAAUGAAAAGCUUCCGUCAGGAGCUCCAUCACAUCGAG
This is a messenger RNA of Galeopterus variegatus (Sunda flying lemur), 726 nucleotides long. RefSeq names its product dynein regulatory complex subunit 1 (gene DRC1). The record is from RefSeq and is a predicted model, not a curated record. Gene Ontology annotation, cellular component: axonemal dynein complex; axoneme. The annotation marks the transcript as partial. Lineage: Eukaryota; Metazoa; Chordata; Mammalia; Dermoptera; Cynocephalidae. The transcript is spliced from 5 exons. Gene Ontology annotation, biological process: cilium-dependent cell motility; axonemal dynein complex assembly; regulation of cilium movement.